Cladophialophora psammophila CBS 110553 is the source of this 816-nucleotide messenger RNA. RefSeq lists its product as uncharacterized. The coding region runs from base 1 to 816 and encodes 271 amino acids. NCBI's taxonomy places the organism in Eukaryota, Fungi, Ascomycota, Eurotiomycetes, Chaetothyriales, Herpotrichiellaceae. The transcript is spliced from 3 exons. The record is from RefSeq and is a predicted model, not a curated record.
AUGCUGGCCCCUUUGGGCUCGCUGAAGGCCACAGCGAAGAUCAGGGCCAAAGUCAAGGUCAGGACACCGUUGGCGGCUCAAGUGGAGGAUCCAGACUCAAUCCUGAACCACGGCAUCCAGACGGCUGUGAGCGAUCAGGCUCAGGUGGACUGCGAAGACACCCUCCAAGACGAAAGCGCAAACAGCAGAGGGCGAGGCAGAUCCGACACGACCAACACGACAGCCUCUUUCUGGACUACGGCUUCGUCGUCGAACUCGAUACCUGCCAUCACGUUCAGCGAGAGCAGCAGUCCUGAUCCUGGCCACGAGGGUAUCGAGGAAGCUGCAAGUCGCCCGAUCGAAGCGGCCAUUGAAGCCGAAAUCGCAGCAGAGGCACAGCCCGGCUCAGGCAUAUUAGGGCCAAGUCUAGGUUCCACCACUUGGGGGGGGCCGGCGUCAUCGUGGCCCGGGGCCAAGAUCGGCAUCUUCAACAUCAGCAUCAUCAUCAUCAGCAGCAGCAGCGGUGGUGGCAGCGCUACCAGCACAAGCACCACCGGCACCACCACUGCCACUCCCGGUAUCAGGGAGAACAGCCGGAGUGGACCAUCCAACCCAUCAUCAGAGGGACCCACGGCUGAUAACACCACUCUGGUUGCCUCUUCUCAGCCAUUCCCGCCCGGCACCCACCAACAACCCACCAACACCCACCCAGCACGCAACCUGUCUACCCACUCUGUAACCUUCCAUCCAAUUAUCCCCUCCAUUCCGCUCAUUAUCUUUUUUCUUUCGCAAUCAUCACCUCAAAAUUCUCAUGCAUGUCCACCGACGUAUGAGUAG